UGUUCUUUUUCUCAGCGUAGAGAAAUGUGUAAAAACAUCUUAUCUGUGGUCUCACUUUCUCUCUCUCUCACACACACACACACACACACACAUAUAUGAGAUGUGAUGCGUUAAGAAACAUGACACUCUAAAGCCUUUUCUCACAUAUACAGGAAGUUUGUGUGAUGUUUUGUGUGAUGUGUGUGUGUGUGUUUGUUGCAUGACCCUCCAAGUUCCUUCUUCAACCACUGCCAUGGAAGUAGGACAGAGAUCACCGAUAAAGCCCCGAGAGAUGAAACUUCUCUCUUCUGCUCCCCGGACAUGUUUGUGCUCGUGCUCUUGGCUAAUACCGGGGAAGAUAGAAGCGAGGACGAUGCACACCCGAGCGACUCUCCUGGACCUCCACCAGUUCAGGCUUUAGUCAUCUUUAAUGAGCUGCACGUGUUGGUGUUGAUGACUCCGCCCUAACGAGAGCGUGUGGUGAAGUGACGCGGAGCUGAUGUUUGAUUUAUUUCUGUGGAUAAAGGAUUUAAAGCAGGGCUGGGGAUACAGGGCAAAACAAAACACACACACAUCCAUUUCCUUUAAGAUCGGAGACGCGUUUCUGCACUCCAGCCUCCAGGGUUCUUACCUUCUUUCUUUCUUUCUUUCUUUCCUUCUUUCUUUGGUUCUUUCUUUCAUUAUUUGGUUCUUUCUUUCUGUCUUUCUUUCAUUAUUUGGUUCUUUCUUUCUUUCUUUCUUUAUUUUGUUCUUUCUUUCAUUCUUUCAUUGGUUCUUUCUUUCUUUCAUUCUUUUGUUGGUUCUUUCUUUCUUUCUUUCUUUCUUUGGUUCGUUCUUUGGUUCUUUCUUUCUUUCUUUCUUUGGUUCUUUCUUUCAUUAUUUGGUUCUUUCUUUAUUUUGUUCUUUCUUUCAUUCUUUCUUUGGUUCUGUCUUUCAUUAUUUGGUUCUUUCUUUCUUUCUUUAUUUUGUUCUUUCUUUCUUUCAUUCUUUCAUUGGUUCUUUCUUUCUUUCAUUCUUUUGUUGGUUCUUUCUUUCUUUCUUUGGUUCGUUCUUUGGUUCUUUCUUUCUUUCUUUCUUUGGUUCUUUCUUUUGUUCUUUCUUUCUUUCUUUCUUUGGUUCUUUCUUUCUUUCUCUCUUUUGUUCUUUCAUUCUUUCUUUGGUUCUUUCUUUCAUUCUUUCGUUUGUUCUUUCUUUCUUUGGUUCUUUCUUUCUUUGGUUCUUUCUUUUGUUCUUUCAUUCUUUCUUUGCUUCUUUCUUUCUUUCUUUGGUUCUUUCUUUCUUUCUUUCUUUCUUUGGUUCUUUCUUUUGUUCUUUCUUUGGUUCUUUCUUUCUUUCUCUCUUUUGUUCUUUCAUUCUUUCUUUGGUUCUUUCUUUCGUUCAUUAUUUCGUUCGUUCUUUCGUUCUUUCUUUCUUUCUAAUUCUGUGUGAAAGCUCUAGUCAGCUAGCUGCACUCGGAGCUGAGGGAUCUGGAGGUGGCAGCUGAUGAAGUGCUGGAGGAGAAAAUGUAGCUCUGACUUUAUAAGCUAUCUGUCCAUUUCCCCCGUUAACAGCAUCUUAUCAGAAUCCAGAGUCCAGCUUCUCCUGCCUUCCACACCGAAUACCUGAACUCUACAGCGCACUCAGGGACGCUACAGAGAAUAUCUCCUCUUCCCUCUAGGACACUCGUUCCUGAUCAGGGCUCGUGUGGGUUCACUCAUUUGUGUACAGUUUAGGGAAAUACACACAACUGUGUUCGUUACAAACCACGACAACCACCACAGUGACCGUGAGAGUGUGCGGGAAUUGGUGAGAAUUCCUUCGGAAGUGGGCGGGAUUGGGAAAAAAUCUGUCUGUUGUACACAUCUGUAACCCACACACACACAAACACACACAAACACACACUAACACACGCACUAAUACACACACUAAAACACACUAACACACACACAUACUAACACAUGCACUAAUACACACACUAAAACACACAAACACACACUAACACACGCACGCACACUAACACACAAACACACACACUAACACACACACACACACACACACUAACACUAACACACGCACUAACGCACGCACAGUAACACACAUGCACACAAACACACACA
Molecule: messenger RNA, 2075 nt
Organism: Ictalurus furcatus (blue catfish)
Lineage: Eukaryota; Metazoa; Chordata; Actinopteri; Siluriformes; Ictaluridae
Product: NADH-ubiquinone oxidoreductase chain 2-like
Exons: 3
Coding region: 479-1462 (327 amino acids)
Source: RefSeq, a predicted model, not a curated record